This is a messenger RNA of Olea europaea var. sylvestris, 447 nucleotides long. RefSeq lists its product as uncharacterized. The transcript is spliced from 2 exons. Lineage: Eukaryota; Viridiplantae; Streptophyta; Magnoliopsida; Lamiales; Oleaceae. The coding region runs from base 1 to 447 and encodes 148 amino acids. The record is from RefSeq and is a predicted model, not a curated record.
AUGUCUCCAUACCGCCUAGUCUUUGGGAAAGUGUGCCAUCUGCCACUAGGAAUGGAGCACCGGGCAUACUGGGCGAUGAAACAGUUGAAUAUGGACUUGAGCGCCGCCGGUGAAAAGCGUCUGCUGCAACUUAAUGAGUUAGAUGAGUUUAGAAUGGAAGCUUAUGAAAAUUCAAAACUUUAUAAGGAACGAACAAAGAAAUGGCACGACAUGCAUAUUCAGAGGCGAGAGUUUGAAGUGGGGUGGUCGGUUCCUUAUACUGUCACGAAAGUUCUACCAUAUGGGGCUAUACAAGUGAGCCAUGAGACUAAGGGUACCUUCACUGUUAAUGGGCAAAGACUGAAACGCUACUGGGGCGGUGACUUCUCCAACCAAAAGUCCAUCGUUCAACUCGAGACGCCAGAACGAAGCAGCUACAGAAAAGUCGAGCUAUCGACUAUAACCUAG